Molecule: messenger RNA, 1324 nt
Organism: Branchiostoma belcheri (Belcher's lancelet)
Lineage: Eukaryota; Metazoa; Chordata; Leptocardii; Amphioxiformes; Branchiostomatidae
Product: SWI/SNF-related matrix-associated actin-dependent regulator of chromatin subfamily B member 1-like
Exons: 10
Coding region: 39-1190 (383 amino acids)
Biological process (GO): regulation of transcription by RNA polymerase II; chromatin remodeling
Cellular component (GO): nucleus; nuclear chromosome
Molecular function (GO): transcription coregulator activity
Source: RefSeq, a predicted model, not a curated record
GCUGUGCGAAAAAGAAGACCACCAGGAAAGCGUGAAAAAUGGCGUCCCGAACGUUUGGACAAAAACCGGCUUCAUUCGCGUUGGAGGAUGGCGGGGAGAAGUACAUGAUAGGCUCGGAGGUUGGUAACUACCUGCGGAUGUUCCGGGGAUCGCUCUACAAGAAGUAUCCAUCGCUAUGGAGACGACUGGCCACCAUUGAUGAGAGAAAAAGAAUCGCAGAAGUUCUCACCCAAGCCCAACUUGAACAGGGAGCCAAAGUAGGCGUAGGUGACUCUGGUCACACCAGCCUGGCGACGAACAUCACCCUACUGAGAGCUCUGGAGGUUGAGGACAUCCUGGAGGGGAACGAUGAGAAGUACAAGGCCGUGUCACUCAACACUGAGCCCAUACAGAUCAAAGAUUCCAAGCCGAAGCGGAGUAACUGGGUGCCGGCCCUGCCCAACAGUUCUCACCACCUGGACGCUGUGCCCUGCUCAACUCCAGUCAACAGACACAGGAUCGCCACCAAGAAGAUACGAACCUUCCCUCUGGUGUUUGAUGACCAUGAUCCGUCGAUCAUCCAUGAGAACGCGGCCCAGCCUGAGGUGCUGAUCCCCAUCAGACUGGACAUGGAGAUAGACGGGCACAAACUCAGGGACACCUUCACAUGGAACAAGAACGAACAAAUCAUCACCCCAGAGCAGUUUGCAGAGAUCCUGUGUGAUGACUUGGAGCUGCCGUCUCUGUCCUUUGUCCCUGCCAUAGCUCAGGCCAUCAAGACUCAGAUAGAAGCUUACCCUACAGAUAACAUCCUGGAGGAACAGAUGGACCAAAGAGUCAUUCUGAAGUUGAACAUCCAUGUUGGGAACAUCUCUCUAGUGGACCAGUUUGAGUGGGACAUGUCAGAGAAGGACAACAGUCCGGAAACCUUCGCGCUGAAGCUCUGCACGGAGCUGGGUCUUGGCGGGGAGUUUGUCACGGCCAUUGCGUACAGCAUCCGAGGACAGCUCAGCUGGCACCAGAGAACAUACGCUUUCAGUGAGGCGCCGCUGCCGACAGUAGAAAUUGCUGUGCGGAACCAGGGAGAAGCAGACCAGUGGUGCCCGUUCCUUGAGACUCUGACAGACGCAGAGAUGGAGAAGAAGAUACGUGACCAAGACAGAAACACGAGGAGAAUGAGAAGACUUGCUAAUACAGCACCAUCCUGGUAGGGACACAACUGAGCUGGUAGGGUGGGAGGGAAAAAGAAGAGAAGACAGCAUAUUUGGAGCUACUCUGAGGGACCACUUUGAAGUACAUACUUGUACCAUGUAUCAAUCAUGGAACAGUUGUUACUGUUAAUAUA